AUGACAACUGCUAAAUUAGAGGCGUUCCAAGUUGAACCUGAAUGCAAAGACAAAACAUCGAUUUUAUCUAAUGCGUCAUCAAGUAAAGAAAAACCAAGAGAAGUAAAAUAUUCUGGUGUUUAUAAUGCUGAAAUAUAUGCUGAAUAUUAUGCAACUCCCAUUAAGAGGUUGAUGAUUUUUAUGUCGCUGUUUUUGAUUGCCUUGGCGUAUGGUCUAGACAAUUCAGUUCGAAACACCUACCAAACAUUGGCAACAUCUUCAUACUCUAAGAAUGCUUUAGUGUCCACAGUUAGUUGCAUUGAACAAGUAUUAUCUGCUGCAUGUCAGAUUUGGUUUGCGAGAGCUGCAGAUAUAUAUGGUAGGCCAAUAAUUCUAGCAGUUGUAACAAUUUUUUACGUAGUUGGAAGUAUCAUCCAGUGUAAAUCCUAUAGUAUCGCUAGUUAUUCUAUCGGAUCCUGUAUAUAUGCAAUAGGUUACGCAGGGGUCAUUUUGAUUUGUGAAGUAUAUGUAGCUGAUUUUUCAAAUCUCAACUGGAGAGUUGCUGCAGGCACAGGUCAAAUAUUACCGAAUGUUAUUAUCACUUGGGUAGGCGGUAAUAUUGCAGGGGCCAUAAAUGAUCGUUGGCAAUGGGGGAUUGGUAUGUGGGCAUUUAUAUUUCCCCUUUCUGUACUACCUAUGGCAAUUUGUAUUUGGCAUAUGCAUUAUUUGGCCAAGAAAAAUGAUGAGAUACUCAAAAGUGUAUGUACCGUUCCUUCAAAUUCUUCUAGAUUAAGGUAUUUUAUUAACAUGCUCAUUUGGGAAUUAAAUUUACCUGGAUUGAUUCUAGUAGUGGUUAUCCUUGGCUUAAUCUUAAUACCAUUAACAUUAGGAGGCGGAUUAAGUAAUAAAUGGAGAACACCAGGGAUUCUGAUACCGGAAAUUCUAGGGUGGGUUGUAGGAAUACCGUUGUAUGUAGUUUGGGAGGCUAAGUAUGCAACACAUCCAUUGAUGCCUUGGAAAGUAGUUAGGGACAGAGGGAUUUGGAGUCCGUUGUUGCUUGCCCUUUUAAUGGAUUUUUCAUUUGGGAUGCAAAGUACCUAUCUAGUGACAUUUCUGCUGGUGGCUGUAAAUCAAUCAAAAACAGCAGCAACUAGAAUAAACAGAUUGUUCUCCUUUAUAAGUGUCUUAACAGGAUUUGGGUUUGGGUUUAUCAUUGUCAGAGUACGCAAAAUGAAAUGGUUUAUAAUUGUUGGAGUUAGUAUAUGGUUUGUUUCAUUUGGGUUACUAGAAAAGUUUCGUGGUGGGGAUGGUAGUUUAGUUGGGAUUAUAGUGGCAGUGUGUCUCUUGGGGUUUGGUAAUGGUCUAAUUAAGUUUCCAUCAAAGACAUCUAUUCAAGCAUGUGUGAUGACGCACGAUAUGAUAGCAUUGGCAACCUCUCUGACAUUGGCUUUGAAUAAUGUUGGUAAAGCCUUUGCAUCAGCUGUCUCUGGUGCAAUUUGGACGAAUAUUUUGCCAGAUCAGUUAGAAAAAUAUUUUAAAAAUGAUCCUGAAUUGGCAAAACUUGUAUUUGAAAAACCAUUAAAAUUUAUAAAACAAUAUAAAUGGGGGUCUUCAGAGAGGAACAAUGUUAUUUCAGCUUAUAGAUAUGUAUGGAGGUUGUUAAUCAUCGUUGGUUUAGUAUUAUUAAUCCCAUUGCUUCUAACAUCCUUUUUCUUAAGAAAUAAAAAGUUAGAGGAUGUUGUGUCGUAUGAUCAAAUGGAAGAAAACAAGAUAGUAAUUUCUGAGAAAUCGAUAGAAGUAACUACAUUACCCGCUAAAAAUAAAACGUCUGAAGAAAUAAAAUCUAUAGAAAGUGUUUAA
Molecule: messenger RNA, 1839 nt
Organism: Maudiozyma saulgeensis
Lineage: Eukaryota; Fungi; Ascomycota; Saccharomycetes; Saccharomycetales; Saccharomycetaceae
Source: the annotation of a GenBank genome assembly